Molecule: messenger RNA, 1283 nt
Organism: Spinacia oleracea (spinach)
Lineage: Eukaryota; Viridiplantae; Streptophyta; Magnoliopsida; Caryophyllales; Amaranthaceae
Product: chlorophyll a-b binding protein, chloroplastic-like
Exons: 1
Coding region: 168-971 (267 amino acids)
Biological process (GO): photosynthesis, light harvesting
Cellular component (GO): membrane
Source: RefSeq, a predicted model, not a curated record
ACAUCCAUAAUUUUAAGCCAAUAAGAACAAAGAUGUGAUCCCUCUAGAUAGGUUAAUAACUCAUAUAAAUACUAGCAUUAAUUCAAUACUCAAAACAUCAACCAAAACAUAUCCUGCUCUUUACAAUCACAUAUUUUUGUUGAUUUCUUUAUUCACUUCUCUUAGCUAUGGCUUCCUCAACAAUGGCUCUUUCUUCCCCGGCCUUUGGCGGUAAGGCGGUUAAGCUUAACCCAAGCACCUCCGACAUGAUUGGUGAGGGAAGGAUCAGCAUGAGGAAGUCAGCUGGGAAGCCCAAGAAUGUAUCAUCAGGAAGCCCAUGGUACGGUCCCGACCGUGUUAAGUACUUGGGCCCAUUCUCCGGUGAGGCUCCAUCCUACCUUACUGGUGAGUUCCCAGGUGACUACGGUUGGGACACUGCUGGGCUUUCUGCUGACCCAGAAACCUUCUCUAAGAACCGUGAGCUUGAGGUGAUCCACUGCAGAUGGGCUAUGUUGGGAGCUUUGGGCUGUGUUUUCCCAGAGCUUUUGGCCCGUAAUGGUGUUAAGUUUGGUGAAGCUGUUUGGUUUAAGGCUGGAUCACAAAUCUUUAGCGAAGGUGGACUUGACUACUUGGGUAACCCAAGUUUGGUUCAUGCACAAAGUAUUCUUGCUAUUUGGGCUUGCCAAGUUAUCUUGAUGGGUGCUGUUGAAGGUUACCGUGUUGCUGGUGGGCCACUUGGUGAGGUUGUUGACCCACUUUACCCUGGUGGUAGCUUUGACCCAUUGGGUUUGGCUGAAGACCCAGAGGCUUUUGCCGAAUUGAAGGUAAAGGAGAUCAAGAAUGGUAGAUUAGCAAUGUUUUCAAUGUUCGGUUUCUUUGUUCAAGCUAUUGUUACCGGAAAGGGCCCAUUGGAGAACCUUGCUGACCAUCUUGCCGACCCGGUUAACAACAACGCUUGGAACUUUGCCACCAACUUCGUUCCCGGCAACUGAAAAAUUUGUGAAGCUGGUUCAAUUGUGUCACAGUUUCAGCUUUUAAUGCCUCGGUGUAGUAAAUGCUUUCAAUUGUUCCCGGCAAGUCAAGUAAUCAAGUGUUGACAUGAAUUAUAUGAAUUUGGGUUUACAUGCAUGGCAACAACACGCAUGUAAUGUACGUGGCUAAUUAAUUGGUGGAUGUAGUUGUAGGUUAUACAUUUGUUUGGACAGACCAAAUUACAUUUUCAGCUACAUUGUUUUUAUUUGUAAAUUAUCCAAGUGAAAGCCUUGUAUUUUCUACAAAAUUUUUAAUCACAAACUCAUGAACUA